Triticum aestivum (bread wheat) is the source of this 825-nucleotide messenger RNA. RefSeq names its product pyrroline-5-carboxylate reductase. Gene Ontology annotation, molecular function: pyrroline-5-carboxylate reductase activity. Gene Ontology annotation, biological process: L-proline biosynthetic process. The transcript is spliced from 5 exons. The record is from RefSeq and is a predicted model, not a curated record. The coding region runs from base 241 to 624 and encodes 127 amino acids. NCBI's taxonomy places the organism in Eukaryota, Viridiplantae, Streptophyta, Magnoliopsida, Poales, Poaceae.
CAAAAAAAAAAAAAAUGCUCCCCUGCUGUAUUUCUCAAGAAAGAAAAAACUGCUCUGCAUCUGCAGCCGACGGGGGCGGCGGCGGACGCCAGACGGCACCUGCAGGCUGCCCGCCAAGUGGUGGCGGCAGCGCGGCAAGCAAGCAAGCAGCCUACGCCGGCGGCCGGUCCCAGGACCUCUAGGCGACGGCCGUAUUCCUCCUCUGUCGUCGCCACUUCCAAGUUGCAAGGCUUCGUCGGUAUGGGGAACCUAGCUGAGAGCAUCGCAUGUGGCGUGGCGGCGUCGGGUGUCCUCUCGGCCUCCGCCAUCCGCACCACGGUCCACCGCCACCCUGAGCGCUGCGCCGCCUUCGCCUCCCUUGGCGCCACCAUCCUCGCCUCCAACGCCCAGGUUGUCGAGGACAGUGAUGUGAUCGUCAUCUCUAUCAAGCCUCAGAUUGUGAAGAAGGUUCUGGUUGAGCUCAAGCCCUUGCUGUCUGAAGAAAAGCUUCUGGUGUCCAUUACUGCUGCUAUUAAAAAUGAAAGAUUUACAGUGGCAUGGAAAAGGGGGUUUCCUCUCUGGCCGCCUAAAAAGCAUGUUGCUUGGGCAGACGUCUGCUCGGCCUUAGAUCCGUCUCCUCGAUGAGUACGCCGUGCCCAUGGUGAUUCUCAAAAGAAAGGAUUCCUCGGCGGACAGGACAUGUGAAUGCUUUUGAUUUCUGACUUUAGAGGCGAGCGGCGGUAGGCGCGCCGCUUGCCUCAUCUUUGGUAAGACAGACUUGGCUAGGGCCUUCCACUACUCAUUGUCGUCGGAGAUGUUAACGAUCUCCGUGCCGGGCUCCGGGUA